AUGCGAGCAAGAAGGAAGGAAGCCAAUCCCUUUCGCCCAAACCCAUACGUCACCCUGAAGCACAAGGCCAAGGGGAGCGGUGUGACGGACCUUUACGUCAGGCUCGAAGACUUCAAACCCAACUUGUCAUAUGAGAGCGUCAUGGGAACCAGCAGGAAAAGUCUGCAGACAAGCUCGCGGAAGAAACUUGAGUUCACUAGCUCCCCGGGAGGAAAUGUGAACCACCCUGCUCUCUCAGCGAGGGGGACGAGAAAGGAGGAGCUCGAGUUCCUGGAGAAUCUUCUGAGCAGGCAGAAGCGGGGGGCGAACAACGAGGAGGAGGAGAUCUCCGAUGAGAUGAGCUGGCAACGACGAGGCUUUCCAAGUCUCCGCACCAAGAUCAACGAGCGGAGGGAGCUACAGCAAAGAACCGUCCCUCAUCUAAAGCCUCUCAAGCACCGCAACGUGUCUGCCAUCUGUGACGUCGCGAUCCUGAGCAACUUCCCGACCUCGCAGGAGUACGCGAGCAACGCACUAGCAGCCUUCUGCUGCAUCAAGGAGGACCGCGAGUUCUUCCUCUCGGCCGGGGGGGUUCAGUUCACCAUCGACCUGCUCCUCAAGUGCAAGAGCAGCAAGGGAAAGAGCGAAGCCUGCGACGCUCUUGCCCAGCUUCUGAAGAACGAAGGAGCAUGCAAGCAGUUCGUGAAGUGGAAAGGUACGGAUUCGAGGACUGGGGAGGAGUUCAGCUCUGGGCUGGACCUCAUCUUCCGCAUGAGAGGGUCGAAGAACGCGCAGCUGCAGGUAGUGGAGCGAGCAGGGAUUGAAGUCUGCAAUGUUGUGCUGCUGUCAGAUGCUCUCAAGCACAGUGAAAGAAUCAGCCCGGAGUUCCUGCGCGGACUGUGCAGCUACUGCCUUGCUGGCGACCUGAAAGCUUGUACAAGGGCAGCUCAAACUCUGGUGUCCAUCUUCAAUCGCGUGCUCGACACAGGGAUACGAUGGAAGGUGGAGUCGCUACAGCCGAUCUUGGAGCUGUUCAAGUCCUUCGACAUGCAGCCUGCGGUGCGGACGCUGGUGCUGAGAGCAAUGACGGUCAUCACAAAGGAAGGAGACACGCUUUGCAACCUCUUGUCCAAGAUCGGAUGCAUCAAAACGUUGGCCUUGCAGCUCUCUUCUCGUCACAACGAGGGCGUGCCGAUAGACGAGGAUGAUAUAAACUACCUUCGCUCCAUCACGCAAAUCUGCGAGACUGAUCAGAAACGGGUGGAGGACGUGCUUAUCAUUGGAGCUGUUCCGAGAAUCAUCUCCGUGUUCAAAGAACAUCUUGCACCCUACGAUGUUCAGCUCAGCGUUGAGUGCAUUCGUCUGUUUGAGAAACUUGCUUCAAGACCCAACACAAGGUCGGAAUUCUUCGAUUCAGGGAUCGUCAAGCUUAUCAUCGACAUUCUGGAACUUGAAAACUGCUCUUGCAAACAUCUUCUACACCACAUGCUUGUUGAUGUGGGGCGACCAACACUCUCCUUGAAGCAACUCACCCACUCGCAGAUCUCACAAGAUAGCCAAGUGCAAGAGAAAUGGUCGAGAAUGGGAGCAGCGGACAUUCCACGUCUCAUCAGGCAUAUCAAGAUCGAGAACUUGGAGCUUCAGACCGACGUGCUCGAGACCUGCGAGCUCAUCUGCUCCAGCGCCAACGUGGUGCACCAGCUCAGGACGACCCCCAUCAUGGAGUACCUCAUCGACCUCCUCGAUGCUGCUUGCAAGCAUGAGAGCAGAUCGUACAUGCAGCAGAUACUGGCGGUAGGGACUCGUUUCCUGCUCGCCUUCUCCCGACAGGAGGAAGGGUUGAAGCACAUGCAGCUGUGGAAUGUGAUCCCGAGAAUCGAUCCCAACAUGCAGAAGGCAAGGGGGAUUCUCUACGAGAACCAAGACAAGGAGAAGAUCUGGAGGUUCUACGACGAGCUUCUCUCAACAGCGACUUAA
Molecule: messenger RNA, 1956 nt
Organism: Guillardia theta CCMP2712
Lineage: Eukaryota; Cryptophyceae; Pyrenomonadales; Geminigeraceae
Exons: 21
Coding region: 1-1956 (651 amino acids)
Source: RefSeq, a predicted model, not a curated record